GCCUGGGGCUUGUUGGGGGCGUUUCCUCGAAGAGUAGUGGCUGAGGGGUUCGGGCUGGCGUUGGUUUGGGAGGGUUGAAGGGCGCCCUCCCGAGUCCUUCGCGGCCCUGGGUCCUGCCUUCGUUUGGAGGAGGCCCCGUUCCCAAGACCGGGCCCGAGCCGGAUAAGUCCCAGUGACUCCUGUGCAAAGGUUGUCUGAUCCUCCCAAAGAAGUCAUGACCCACAAGUUGAGAACUGCUGAUUUAAAAGGACAUUCUCCAUCCUUAUGAUAUUUAAUUCUUCAGACCAGGAAGAAAAAGAUUUGUCCUAAGUCUCAUCUUUCAUAUUUUCCAGAUCACGGUCAUUAUUUGUGCCUAAUACUGCUUCAACUUCUCUUGCAGGUAGCCCACUGUGGAUAUGCUGCUGUUUUUUGCUUUGGGAUUGCUUGUCCAUUUUGUGUUCUUCGCCUCCAUCUUUGACAUUUAUUUUACAUCUCCUCUGGUCCAUGGAAUGACUCCUCAGUUUACACCUUUGCCUCCUCCAGCAAAGAGAUUAGUGUUAUUUGUUGCUGACGGCCUGAGAGCAGAUGCUCUUUAUGAAUUAGAUGAAGAUGGAAACUCCAGAGCACCUUUCAUUAGGAAUGUUAUAAUGCAUGAAGGCAGCUGGGGAGUAUCUCACACGCGUGUGCCAACAGAAUCUCGGCCUGGCCAUGUAGCCUUGAUAGCUGGGUUUUAUGAGGAUGUCAGUGCAGUUGCCAAAGGAUGGAAAGAAAAUCCUGUAGAAUUUGACUCUCUUUUUAAUGAAAGCAAGUACACAUGGAGCUGGGGGAGUCCAGAUAUCUUGCCUAUGUUUGCCAAAGGUGCUACUGGUGAUCAUGUUUAUACAUAUACUUACGAUGCUCAAAGAGAAGAUUUUGGUGCUCACGAUGCCACAAAACUGGAUACCUGGGUAUUUGAUAAAGUUAAGGACUUCUUUGAUGCUGCAAGAAACAACCAAUCUUUGUUCUCAAAAGUAAAUGAAGAAAAAGUAGUUUUUUUCUUACAUUUAUUAGGAAUAGAUACAAAUGGACACGCUCAUCGGCCGUCUUCCAGGGAAUAUAAGGACAAUAUUAAAAAAGUUGACGAUGGAGUGAAAGAAAUUGUGUCAAUUUUCAAGCAUUUUUAUGGAGAUGAUGGGAAAACAGCAUUUAUCUUUACCUCUGACCAUGGAAUGACAGACUGGGGUUCUCAUGGAGCUGGUCAUCCUUCAGAGACUUUAACUCCUUUCGUUACAUGGGGGGCUGGAAUCAAAUUUCCUCAAAACGUAUCAGCUCAGCAAUAUGAUGAUGAGUUUUUAAAAGAAUGGAGACUGGAAAACUGGAAGAGGCAAGAUGUCAAUCAGGCAGAUAUUGCACCGUUGAUGGCAUCCCUUAUUGGAGUCCCCUUUCCUCUUAAUUCGGUGGGAAUACUUCCUGUAGGUUAUCUUAACAACACUGGUCUCUUCAAAGCAGAGAGCAUGCUUACCAAUGCAGUACAGAUUCUUGAACAGUUCAAGGUGAAAAUGACUCAGAAAAAAGAAGCUACUUUACCAUUUUUGUUUACACCAUUUAAAUCACUGUCUGAUUCUCAGCAGAUGGACAUUUUAAGAAAAGCAAGAUCUUACAUAAAACAAGAGAAAUUUGAAGAAGUAGUGUCCCUCUGUGAGGAGCUGAUUGGCCUUGCACUGAGAGGAUUGUCCUAUUAUCACACUUACGACAGACUGUUUCUGGGCGUCAGUGUUGCAGUUGGUUUUGUGGGAUGGAUGUCUUAUGCGUCUCUGCUAGCCAUCAAGUCUCACUCUAAUCUUCCCAGAGGCAACAGAGAGGAAGGUAAGAAGCCACACCAUGUCCUGCCUUGUAGCUUCAUAGCUACUGGUGUCUUCGUAGCAUGCUUCCUGAUGAUUCAAGCCUGUCCCUGGACUUACUAUGUGUAUUGCUUGCUGCCAGUGCCUAUAUGGUAUGCAGUUCUAAGAGAACGUGAAGUUAUGCAAGACCUGGCCGAAUCCCUGUUGACUUUCCCUCUGAGCCAUUUGGUUGCCUCCCUGCUUGUCUUCGCCUUGGGCAUUGAAGUACUGGUGCUCAGUUUCUUCUACCGCUACAUGUUGACAGCUGGACUGAUUGUGUUUGCAGGUUGGCCGUUUCUCACUCAGCUGUGGACCCGAGCAAAGGUCACCUGCCUGAGUUGGGCGCUCUUCUCUCUGCUUCUGGCAGUGUUCCCACUAAUGCCUGUUGUAGGUAGAAAGCCAAACCUUUCUCUAGUAAUGGGUGCCGGAUUGCUGGUUCUUCUGCUGUCGCUGGCUGUUCUAACAACUCUCAUAAAAAGAAAAAUUAAUUUGGUAAAGGAUGAGCUGUUGGUACUUCUGUUACAGAUGCUGAGUACGGUGCUCUCUAUGUAUGUGGUGUACAGCACCCACUACAGUCUGUUAAAGAAAGAAGGCCUGCCUCUUAUGAAUCAGAUUGUGAGCUGGGCAACAUUAGCCUCUUCCCUGGUGGUACCACUCCUGAGUUCCACAGCUCUCUCUCAGCGGCUGGCCAGCAUACUUCUCUCCCUGAUGUCGACCUACCUGCUCCUAAGCACAGGGUAUGAAGCUCUCUUUCCUUUAGUGUUGUCCUGUUUGAUGUUUGUGUGGAUACACGUGGAACAAGAGACCCUUCAACAGCCUGGUGUUUACUGUAAACAGAAGCUUACCAGCAUCCAGUUCACCUGGAGCACUGAUAUAGCUCAGUUCCGACAGCUCCAUCUGGAUGACAUCCGUAGGGCCUUUUUCCUCGUUUUCUUUUUAUUAACUGCAUUUUUUGGAACUGGAAAUAUAGCUUCUAUUAACAGCUUUGACCUCGCCUCUGUGUAUUGCUUUCUGACGGUGUUUAGUCCUUUCAUGAUGGGAGCGCUCAUGAUGUGGAAGAUUUUAAUUCCUUUUGUUCUUGUGAUGUGUGCUUUUGAAGCAGUUCAGAUAACUACACAGCUGUCAUCAAAAGGCCUUUUUCUUGUUGUUCUCAUCAUAUCAGACAUCAUGGCUUUGCAUUUUUUCUUCUUGGUCAAGGAUUCUGGCAGCUGGCUUGAUAUCGGAACAAGCAUCAGCCACUAUGUGAUUGUCAUGUCCAUGACCAUCUUUCUGGUAUUUCUUAAUGGCCUGGCACAGUUGCUCACAACAAAGAAACUCCAACUGUGUGGCAAACCCAAAAGCCAUUUUAUGUGAUGUUGGUGAAGCCAUCAGUCAGCAUCUGCAUCCUGAUUCUCCUUCUUAAAGAAAAGUCCCACCAAGGAUUCAAGAAAAUGGAUAUUGGACCAACGAGAUGGCUCAGCGGGUAAAAGUGCUUGUUGAACAAGCUGACAACCUGAGUUUGAUCCCUAGAACCUACGCGGGAAGGAGAAAACAGACUUCUAAAGGAUGUCGUUUAGCCUCCAAGUACAAGCUGUCUCGCGCACACGCACACACACACACAUACACACACACACACCAUGCACUUACACAUAUGUCCUACACAUAUACAUGAUAACACUGUAAUUUUAAGAGAUGAUGGAUGAUAAUGCACAGUACAUUCUCUUCUAGAGAAUGUUGCAUCUGGCAUUCUGGAUUUACAGGUGUUGUGAAAUAAUGGUCUUUCUUUUGUCUGACAGCUUUUUUCCUAUAGCCCUUUGCUCCUCUCUGUCAGCUUUAUGUUACUGUGUGGACAAUACUGGCACCCUCCACAGUCCUCCCCAACAGGUUGCAACAUAAACCCAGCAUUGACUUGCUUUUUUGGUAGCUCCGACUGCUGGAGCAUGUGAUAAGUACAUGUGGUGCAGGAGCAUGUGACAGUCUGGGAUGUACUGAGCCUCAGAGCAGAGCUGUGUGCCAGGUGUGCCAGCUCUGCUCCUGCAGUACAAUGGCUUGUGCCUCUCUGUGCUGCUUCCAGGCCUCUCACAGCCAGCCAGCUAGCAAUGCUUUCACCUUUACAGUUUGUCAGUUUCUGCAUCAUCUUCAAAUUUGGGGGGACUCUGUGGCUUUGUUGGUUAUUGUUUCAGUGUCACUCCCCAAAUCAGUGGCUAUAGUUUCCUGACAGUAUCACAAAGACUCAAAUUAACUUACUGCUCUUUUGUCUUGAUAGUCUAGCUAGACCAAAGGCCGGCCCUCUUAUUAGACUGAGCUUUCCUUUUGUAUAUUCCAGUGUAUGAGGUAAUUUGAAAGUAAUUUUUAUUUGGGUUUUCUAUAAAGUGACCUAUACAUUGUAGAGUUGCCUAUACAAUACUGUUAAGUGCUUGGCUAAUAUUUUGCUGGUAUAUGUCCCAUUUAAAAAAUAAUUGCCUUUUUGAUUCAAGUUAUGAUGUUACUAGUCUAUAUUGGUAACCAAAAAGCUCUUUACAAGUCAUUAAAUUUUUCAAAUUGACAGGUAAGGAAAUACGUAUCUAGAUGAGUAAGCUCAGCUGAGCAAAAUAUACUUUAUUUUCUACUGAUACAGAGGAAACCCAUUAUAGUGCAUUAAGUGAGAAGUACUGGUCCUAGCACAGGCCCCAGCAUCACUGGGGAACAGUCUAGGUGGCAGCUAAAGAGCUACUGCAGCAAUGCUGACACGGGCAGAACCCUCAGGUGACUUCUGAGCCCAUUGUGUGAACACUUACCAUUUGCCUUUGUACAAUUUAAUUCACAUUCCUUUUCUACAGAGAUUGUGAGAUGCCUAACAUGGGCACUGAGAAACUCGGAUCCUCUGCAAGAAUAAUAUUUACUUUUUAAGUACUGAGACAUCUCUUUAACUCCAGAGUUAAUGUUUUUAAACUAACAUUGUAAAUGGUGCUUUCUGCCUUGUGUGUUUCAUUUUGUUCCCCACAGUAUGCUCAUGCCCCUAGGUUGUGUCCAGUCUGUAAAAGGCACGCUUCUGCAGAUAUAGGACUCGCAGCUGCACUCAGCCACACUCAUACUCCCUGGGAGACACUCUUCCCUCUGGCACAGUGUUUCUCAUAUCUUGAAGUGUUUGGUUUUUUUUUUUUGUUUGUUUUUUUUUUUUUUUU
This is a messenger RNA of Apodemus sylvaticus (European woodmouse), 4981 nucleotides long. RefSeq names its product phosphatidylinositol glycan anchor biosynthesis class N (gene Pign). NCBI's taxonomy places the organism in Eukaryota, Metazoa, Chordata, Mammalia, Rodentia, Muridae. Gene Ontology annotation, biological process: GPI anchor biosynthetic process. The coding region runs from base 396 to 3191 and encodes 931 amino acids. The transcript is spliced from 31 exons. The record is from RefSeq and is a predicted model, not a curated record. Gene Ontology annotation, molecular function: mannose-ethanolamine phosphotransferase activity. Gene Ontology annotation, cellular component: endoplasmic reticulum membrane.